Messenger RNA from Phyllotreta striolata, 793 nucleotides. The record is from the annotation of a GenBank genome assembly. NCBI's taxonomy places the organism in Eukaryota, Metazoa, Arthropoda, Insecta, Coleoptera, Chrysomelidae.
UUCUGUCAACGUCACUUGUAAUUGAUUUCAUAACCUCAAAAACCAAAUUCCAGUAUGUCGAAAGCCUCCCCUACGGGGGGCGUCAAGCCCAUGCCGAUAGCCGGUCGGCUCGUGUCCGAUCGAGAACGUUUGCUUGGGAUGACCGAAGCUGAAAGGGCCUUUCGAAGGCAAUGGCUUAAAGACCAAGAAUUGGCUCCGACCGAGCCGAGACCCGUACCCGAGAUGUACAAAGCUACUCAUAACCCAAUCAGAAGAUUCUACAGGUGGCCUUUAGAUCAAUUAGGUAAAGCACUUGAGCCACGUCUCGGGCUUGAAACGGCUACAGCUGUGAGAAAUUCCGCGGGCAGAUUUUGUUUAGUGAUCGGUGGAAUAUUUUGGCUAACUUAUUAUGUGAAAUAUAAUUCAAAUGACUGGACACGUAAAGGAGGAAUGCAAAUAUUGUCAUCCAGACCAGCAAUUAAUAUUAACGAUCCAGGAUUUCCUUACGUUCCAGACAGAAGUAAACCAUCCGAUUACUAUGACAGGGGAUUUAAAAAAUCCGGUAAUUUGAAUCUGUAGAUUAGCUCAAAGUUAGUGAAUUGUGAAACAUUAGGAGGGUAUGCUUAAAAAACAUGUUUUUUUUCAUGUAUCAUUAUAAGAAUAUGGUUUAUUGUAUGUAAGUAAGUAAAAUUUUCACAUUAACUUCUUAAUUUGAUUAUUAAAGUGUUGAUAGAAUUAUUUUGUUACAUGGAAUCAUACACGAGUUUUUUAAGAUAAAAAUUUCAUAAUUUAGGUGUGCUAAUAAAUAUAUAUA